GACCAGAACCUAACAUAUUCAAUGGAGCGACACGGAAGCCUGUUUGUUAGCGUUGCGGAUCAAUACAGUACUACCUAGUAACACUGAUACCGAACUAGCAUUGAAGUCGAUUGUGGCACCUUUAUUUAAAUUCACCUUUUAAAUAUAUCAUUCUUUGGUAGCGUUCUUGUUACGUUUGUUUGUCGUAUUGUAUUUUUAGUUUUCUUGGAUUCGGGUGUACGGACAUUAGAUCUGUAACGGAGUCCCCACGAACUCGAGACAGAGAUUCUAAGCGCUCAAAGUCUGGUGGAAUGUCCUGCCGUUCCCCACAGAGACAGACCCCAGAGCGGGAUGUCACAUCUCCCCUGCCACCCAUUAAUGAGCGCCUAGCAUACUUGCGGCCGUCACGCGAGCUGCUUGAGUUCUACCGGCGGAAGGUGUCGGAGUUCGAUGGGGAGCAUGAGGACAUGAUGAAGGUGCUGGACACUUACAGAUCCACCUAUGAGGAGCAGCACAAACUGCAGUGGGAGAUGCGACAGCGGGAGGGAGAGAUUGCAGAGCUGCAGAAGGCUUUGAGUGACAUGCAGGUUUACCUGUUUCAGGAACGGGAGCAUGCCCUCAGACUCUAUGCUGAGAAUGAUCGCCUCAAAAUCAGGGAACUUGAUGACAGAAAGAAAAUUCAGCAUCUACUGGCAUUGGUUGGCCCUGAUGACGGCGAGAUCACAUACUUUCAUAAGGAGCCACCACAUAAGGUCACAAUUUCUCAAAAGAAAGUACAGCCUAGUGACCAGAGUGGGCGUGAGGUCACCGGGACAACAAAACCAGUGACCAGAAGGACUGUCUCUAAAUCAGCUGGGAGAGCAGAAAGCCCAGCCUCCCCUGAGCGCUACAAGAAGGAUAACCAGACCCUCUUAUUACAGGUGGAGGCGCUGCAGGCCCAGAUGGAAGAGCAGACCAAGCUGGCCAAGGAGCAGGUGGAGUCUUUGUUGGAGGACCGGCGCAUUCGUAUGGAAGAAGCACAGGUGCAGCACCAGCGUGACCAGGACAGGAUCACUACCCUCACAGACAAAUUACAUCGGACCCAGACCCUGCUGUACGAGAGCACCAAGGACUUCCUGCAACUGAAGUUUGAGGGGCGAGCCAAUGAAAAGGGCUGGAUGGCAGAGAAGGACCGCCUCCUGCGAGACCUGGACACGUGCCAGGAGCGGCUGCGGGAGGGCCAGGACAUUGACCAUGAGCCAUCCCACCUAGCCCUCCCCCCUGACCAAGAGAGUCGGCGUGUCUACAGCCAGGAGGUCAAGUCCCUGGAGGAGCAAUUAAAGCAGGCCCAUCACUUGGCAGACAUGUACCGGGAGCAGUGUGUGGGUCUGGAAACUGAGCUCUCUCGGAUACGAGAGGAAGGAGACGUGGGCAGAGAGAUUUUCAAGGAUCGCUCUGGUAAGAUGGCUAAGAGGCUGCAGUUAAUGACCCAGCGCUAUGAGGCUCUAGAGAAGAGGAGAUCUAUGGAGGUGGAGGGCUUCAAAACAGACAUCAAGCAUCUGAGGCAGAGACUGAAAGAUGUGGAGAAGCAGCUCUUCAAGGUGACUCUGAAUGUGGGCCCAGACCAGGACCUGGCGAUUCUUCACGAGGUCCGACAGACCAACACCCGCAGCAGGAAAAUCCAGGGAGAGCUGAAGACACUGAAGGCAAAGAUUUAUGGACUGGAAAAUGAACUUAGAUACUGUUAAGGGAACUUGGCUGGGCUGUCUUUUCAGACUUCCCACACAGUAUACUUUGGAUUCUUCGUUUCUUGUUUUUUCAUUUUUUUCUGAAUUUUUCUGGCUUUAUUUUUACAAUUGACAACCUGGAAAAAAUCAGGUCAAUGAUGUUUGGAAAAAAUCUAUAUCAUUCUCAACAAUGUGAUUGUUUUGGUACAGUACGCUGUUAAAAUGCAAAUAAGUCAACAAACUUAUGCUAAUGAAGACUUUGUCCUAAAAGCUGGUUGACUAAAUUUCACAAAGCUUGUUGCAAGUUAUUCAACAUACUGUGAAAGGAGAUCAAGGUACUCUUCCGUCUGCAUGAUUGCUUAUAUUUUAGAUCUGUCUUGAACUGCUUUAUUAUGAUUGUCAUUAAAACUUUGUAUAAACAUUA
This is a messenger RNA of Acipenser ruthenus (sterlet), 2109 nucleotides long. RefSeq names its product coiled-coil domain containing 77 (gene ccdc77). Lineage: Eukaryota; Metazoa; Chordata; Actinopteri; Acipenseriformes; Acipenseridae. Bases 291 to 1706 code for a protein of 471 amino acids. The record is from RefSeq and is a predicted model, not a curated record. Gene Ontology annotation, cellular component: centrosome. The transcript has 12 exons.